AUGGAUAUGGCAUGUUUCUCGGCCGUCAUGGCGGUGUCGGCGCUGGCCUUCACGGGCUUGUCGGUGACCAAGCCGACGGCGCACCGCGUGUUCCAUCAGACGGCGGCGCUCUUCUGCUUCGUCGCCGCCAUCGGCUACUGGAUUAUGGGGUCCGGGCUGGGCGACAUCCCGACCGUCGUCGAGUUCGCUCGGCCCGACAGCGCCAUGGUCUCGGGUGCCGGGCCGGGCGGCACGCGGCAGAUAUUCUACGUGCGCUACAUCAACUGGGCCGUAUUGUCGCCGCUGGUGGUGCUGGCGCUACUAUUGUCCUCGGGCGCGCCGCUGUCGCUCACGACCAUGCUGGCGACCGAAAUCUACGUCGUAACGCUACUAGUCGGGGCGCUAACGGCGACGUCGUACAAGUUCGGCUACCUCGCCUUCGGCAUAGCGGCGCAGUGGUUCGUGCUGUACCAGCUGCUGAUGCCGGGGCGCCAGCACGCGGCGGCCGUAGGCGGCAGCGUCAGCAGCACGUACUUAACGGCCGCGCUGCUAACAGUCGUGGUCUGGAUCUUCUACCCCAUCGCUUGGGGGCUCUGCGAGGGUGGCAAUAUCUUGCACCCGGACUCCGAGGCCAUCUUUUACGGCAUCCUCGACAUCUUUGCCAAGCCCGUCGUCGGCUUCAUCCUCGUGCUAGGCCAUCGCAACAUCGACUUUGCGAGCCUGGGCUUCGCUUCGCAGAAGCCCGGCCCCGUGGGCGAAAAGACGACGGUGGCUGCGCCCGCGGGAGGCGUGAGCAACGGGGGCGGUGCCGCAUAG
Gaeumannomyces tritici R3-111a-1 is the source of this 795-nucleotide messenger RNA. RefSeq lists its product as hypothetical. The record is from RefSeq and is a predicted model, not a curated record. NCBI's taxonomy places the organism in Eukaryota, Fungi, Ascomycota, Sordariomycetes, Magnaporthales, Magnaporthaceae. The transcript has 2 exons. Gene Ontology annotation, cellular component: endoplasmic reticulum; plasma membrane. Bases 1 to 795 code for a protein of 264 amino acids.